AUGCGUGUGUCACCCGCGCGCAGCGCGGAGGCCGCGCGAGCGCUCCCGGCCGCCGGCGACUCGGGACCGGGCACCUGGGACCCGCCGGGCAGGCCCCCGCUCCUGCAGCCGCCGCUGCCGCCGCAGUCCCUGCUCUUCCUGGCGGCCACCGGCGCCUCCUCCUGCUGCGGGGACGGGGGGGAGCGGAAGCGGCCGCGGGGCAAGCGGCGCUCGGGCUCCCGGCACAAGCGGCGGCGGGGCCGCGGGGGCGGCGGCGGCGGCGGCGGGACCCAGGAGGCGGAGAAGCGGCGCGGUAGCGGGGGGCUGAGCACGCUGGUGGAGGAGUACGACGACGUGAGCUCCCAGUCCGAAGGGCUGGUGGGCGGCGGCGCGGCCGGCGGCGGCGGCGCGGGCAGCGGCGGGGGGAGCCCGGCCUCCUCCUCGGGCGGUGGCGGCGGGACCCAGCGCCAGAGGGGCGAGGCGGAGCGGAGCGGCCGGUCCCGCCGGGAGCACCGCGGCAGCAGCGGCCGCUCCAAGGAGCGGCACCGGGAGCACCGCCGGCGGGGGGAGGAGAAGGCGCAGCAGGAGGGGGCGUCGGCGGGCCGCGGGGGACCCGAGGCCUCCUCGUCCUCCUCCAAGUCCCGCAGCCGCCACAAUCACACCGGGGGUCAGGACCGGGAGGGACUCAAGAGCAGCAGCGGCGGCGGCAGCGACGGCCGCAGGAAGGGCUCCCUCGCCUCGCCCGGCAGCGGCAGGAAAGAGCGGGAGAGCAAAGCGCACCGGAGCCGGACUAAAGCGGCCAAGGAGCCGCCGUCGGCUUACAAGGACCCGCCGAAGGCCUACCGAGACGACAAGCCCGAGCCCAAGGCCUACCGGCGGCAGCGCUCGUCCCCCAGCCCCGGCCGGGAUGACAGCCCCCCGCUGCACCGCUCCUCGCAGAGCCAGCGGAGCCGCAAGUCGCUCAGCCCGGUGGGCGGCCGCUCGCCCCUCAGCCCCUACAGCCGCCGCCGCUCCCCCAGCUACAGCCGGCACAGCUCCUACGAGCGCGGCGGGGAUGUGUCGCCCAGCCCCUACAGCAGUUGGCGCCGGUCGCGGAGCCCCUACAGCCCAGUUAUCCGGAGAUCAGCAAAAUCUCGAAGCAGAAGUCCAUAUUCAUCAAGGCACUCGAGGUCUCGUAGCAGACACAGAUUGUCUAGAUCCAGAAGUCGUCAUUCAAGUAUUUCUCCUAGUACAUUGACUCUGAAGAGUAGCCUGGCUGCUGAGCUGAACAAAAACAAAAAAGCAAGAGCUGCUGAGGCAGCCAAAGCCAGUGCAAAAGCUUCCAAUACUUCAACACCUACUAAGGGAAACACUGACACUGGUGUAAGUGCACCUCAAGUGAACAAUGUAAAGGACCUGAAGAAAAUAAAAACUGAGCAUACACCUUCUCCUACAAGCAGUGCAAAUUUGAAAAAUGACAAGGCAAAAGCAAAGGUCUCGCUUCCUGAAGCAAAAGGGGAAAAUAAUUUAAUUGCAGACAAAAUUACUAAACAGAAACCUACAUCAGUAAAAGAGAAUAAAUUAACUGUUGUAAAACAGCCACCGGUCACUGUAAAAGAGAAAAGCAAACCGAGUACACCAAGUGUAGUAACCAAGGAGAAGGAGCGAAUUGUUGCACUACCAACCUCCACGCUGCCACCCUUGCCUUUGCCUCCCACGCUGCCUGAAGAUAAAGAAACUGAUAGUUUGCGGGAGAAUCUUUCAGUGAAGUCAGUUAAAGAAGCAGAGAAGAAACUUCGCCAUCUGCUUGCAGACUUGCCACUUCCUCCUGAGUUGCCUGGAGCAGCUGACUUAUCCAAAAGUCCUGAAGAAAAGAAACCAGCAGUUCAGUUACACAGCAAGAGAAGACCAAAAAUAUGUGGGCCACGACAUGGUGAAACGAAAGAAAAAGAAAUUGACUGGGGAAAGCGCUGUGUGGAUAAAUUUGAUAUCAUUGGUAUUAUUGGUGAAGGCACUUAUGGGCAAGUUUACAAAGCCAGAGAUAAAGACACAGGGGAAAUGGUAGCACUAAAGAAAGUACGUCUGGAUAAUGAAAAGGAAGGAUUUCCAAUUACAGCUAUUCGGGAGAUUAAGAUUCUUCGACAGCUUAAUCACCAAAGCAUUAUCAACAUGAAGGAAAUAGUGACAGAUAAGGAAGAUGCUUUGGACUUCAAGAAGGACAAAGGUGCAUUUUACCUGGUAUUUGAAUAUAUGGACCAUGACUUGAUGGGACUGCUGGAAUCUGGUUUGGUUCAUUUUAAUGAAAAUCAUAUUAAAUCUUUUAUGAGACAGCUGAUGGAGGGCUUGGCCUAUUGCCAUAAGAAGAACUUUUUGCACAGAGAUAUCAAAUGUUCAAAUAUUCUACUAAAUAAUAGAGGGCAGAUAAAGCUUGCAGAUUUUGGGCUUGCUCGGCUGUACAACUCUGAAGAAAGCCGACCAUAUACCAACAAAGUUAUUACAUUAUGGUAUCGGCCUCCUGAACUUCUGCUUGGAGAAGAAAGAUACACACCAGCUAUCGAUGUCUGGAGCUGUGGCUGCAUCCUGGGUGAACUUUUUACAAAAAAGCCAAUAUUUCAAGCAAAUCAAGAACUUGCUCAACUGGAACUUAUAAGCCGAAUUUGCGGGAGUCCUUGUCCAGCAGUGUGGCCUGAUGUUAUAAAAUUAGCUUAUUUCAACACAAUGAAACCAAAGAAGCAGUAUCGUCGAAAACUGAGAGAAGAGUUUGCUUUCAUCCCACCAGCUGCAUUAGAUUUAUUCGAUUAUAUGCUUGCUCUGGAUCCCAGCAAGCGCUGCACAGCUGAACAAGCUCUUCAAUGCGAGUUUCUGCGAGAUGUGGAACCAUCUAAAAUGCCUCCUCCAGACCUUCCUUUGUGGCAGGAUUGCCAUGAGCUGUGGAGUAAGAAGCGCAGAAGACAGAAGCAGAUGGGCAUGACUGAUGACUCAACAGCAACUAAAGUCCCUAGGAAGGAUCUGUCUCUAGGCAUGGAUGAGAGCAGAACCAACACCCCACAAGGCAUGCAAACUUCUUCCCAACUCAAAACUCAGGGCAACUCUAGUGUAGCACUUGCAAAAACAAGCACUGGACAGCAGUUAAACCAGAAUGAAGUGGCAAUCCUGCUAAACCUGCUACAGUCUAAAACAAGUGUUAGUUUGGCACAGUUUGCCCAAGUGUUGAAUAUUAAGGUAAACCCAGAGACUCAGCAGCAACUAAAUAAAAUAAAUCUUCCUGCUGGAAUUUUGUCAGCAGGUGAAAAACAGUCAGAACAGCAGCAGCAGCAGCAACCGCCGCCUCCUCCACCACCACCGGAACAGGAGCCUCUAAAACAGCCGACCGUCACGCAGCCUCCUGUACCACCUGCUCAGCUGAGUCAGCCUAAAGUUGAGACUGAUGCUGCCCAGGCAGCUGUACAGAGUCAAGAGGAUUUGGUUAGGCAGUCUGAGAUGAGGCUUCUAAACCGAACACCCGAACAAGAACGCCCUCGGAUCUUGCCUCCAGACCAGCGUCCCCCAGAGCCACCGGAGCCUCCGCCUCUCACUGAUGAAGACCUUGAUUAUCGGACAGAGAACCAGCAUUUGCCUAUAACUAACUCUUCAGGAACAGAUCCUCACGCAGGAGUGAAAGCAGCUCUUCUGCAGCUGCUUGCUCAGCAUCAAGCUCAGGCGACAACGGAGGAGCCAGUACAAACGAGUGUGGAUUAUCAGGCUAGAGACUCCUACGUAACAGGCCCAGACUACAAGGAUAACUUUGGAUCAUCUUCCUUCUCAUCUGCUCAUUAUGGCAGUAGCGAUGGAAUAGGAAGCGGAUCAUCAGGAGCAUUAGAAAGGAGGAGCUUCCUUGGAAACUCGGAUAUUCAGUCUUUGGAUAACUACAGUACUGCUUCAUCUCACUCUGGUGCUGCCCCUCCUCCGUCGGCCUUUUCAGAAUCCUUUCCCAGCUCAGUAACAGGUUAUGGAGACAUUUACCUCAACACUGGCCCUAUGCUAUUUAGUGGAGAUAAAGACCAUAGGUUUGAAUACAGCCACGGCCCGAUCCCGGUUCUGGGGAGCAGCGGUGACGCUUCCGCAGGGCCAGAGAUUGAAAAUCCUGCUUCGUAUAUGGCUAACUACCACAUUGUAGAGCAUGGAGAAACUCACUUCGCUAACUACAUAGCGUUUGAGGAUCUGGCAAAUGAGAAAUGGAGAGAGAGUCAUGCUGCUUACGAUGUCCCUGUAAGUCUGGCAGUUGCCUUCACUAGACAGUAG
Molecule: messenger RNA, 4239 nt
Organism: Gymnogyps californianus (California condor)
Lineage: Eukaryota; Metazoa; Chordata; Aves; Accipitriformes; Cathartidae
Gene: CDK13
Product: cyclin dependent kinase 13
Exons: 16
Coding region: 1-4239 (1412 amino acids)
Biological process (GO): positive regulation of transcription elongation by RNA polymerase II; transcription elongation by RNA polymerase II; protein phosphorylation
Cellular component (GO): nucleus; cyclin/CDK positive transcription elongation factor complex
Molecular function (GO): ATP binding; cyclin binding; RNA polymerase II CTD heptapeptide repeat kinase activity
Source: RefSeq, a predicted model, not a curated record